AGUCGUAGCCGCGCGCUCGUCCCGAGCACGUUGGAGACAAACGUCACAAUAAAUAAUCAUCAGUGAAUAAAAAAAAAAAAAAAAUAAUAAAACUAGCAAUAUUAAAUAAAUCUUAUAUUGGAUUUAUUAUUCGUGUUUUUAAAAAAAGUAAAAGUGAUCGUUGACAUUGAUUUUUUUUUUAAAUUUCCUGAUUGUUUUAAUCCAGUUGAUAAUAAAAAUAUAUUGAUAAACAUUUUGUGAUUGAUUUAAACUGUUACGAUGUGCAUCACGAAAUGUAUUCUAUUAAAAUCGCGUGACAUUUAUCAGUUUGUAUUGAUAAAUAAUUUUGAUUCACGCCAAAUUUAAAUAUAUAUAUUUAAAAAAAAAAUUGUUACUUGUAUAAAAAUUAAAUUUCUUUUUCUACUUUUGCUUUAGUUUUUUUUUUUUAAAUUUAUAUUAUUUGUCAUUAGUUGUAUUAUUUGCGGAGAUGAAAGUUGAAAUAUCAAGACAAACUUGAUUGACAAAUAGAGAAAUGUUGUUAUAAAUAAAAAAGCGGUAUUUAAAAAUAUAAAAAAUAUAAAACAAAUUUAAAUUAUAUAUUUUAAAUAAUUAAAAAAAAAUUAUAUUAUUAUUUUUUUCUAUAUUAUAAGAUUAAUAGUACAAUCGUGUUCGUGACUCUGGAUUAAUUUGCAGCAUCUUGAUCUUGUAAUGACAUUUAUUAAAAACUUUCAAUUUUAUCAUUGGUGAAUUUUUAUUUGCAAGUUUUUCCGUAUGAUAAAUACAAGUGUGGUUGUAUUUGUCAUUUCUUUGAUCUUCUUUAUAAAAUUGAGUAUUAAAAUUUCAAAGCAAACAACAACAACUAAACCGGAAAAAUAAAAAAUAAUCAAAUCAAUUAAAAUUUAAACUUUUGAAAGAAGAAUUAAAUGAAAUUUUAAUUUUUUUAUUGUGACGAUCUUGAUAAACGAGAUUUAGAGAUAAAUAAAAAAAGCGCUAAAUUAGUUUUAUAAAAUUUUUGAUAGUGCAACAGGAUGCAACAUACAACACCGUGGUAUUUGCCUUGGGGCCUAAAAUUAGUGCCCCUGCCAAUUCCACAAGCUCAUCCAGUUUCCGGUAUACCUAACCCGGCUGGUCUGCAUCUGCUUGCACCACUUCCCGGCAUUUAUGCUCCAGAACCGAGAAAGGUUGAUCUAAAGCCACUCAGGGAGUCUAUCAUUGCCAUACCAUCUCCAAAAAUAUCUGAAAAACGAAAAGCUGAAGAGGCUGAAGCUAGCAAAGAUCUAAAAAAGGCAAAAUUGGAAACAAAGGCACUAAAAGCAAAAAGGCCCGGAUUUACAGAUGAACGAUACAACGAGACUAGUUAUUACGUGGAAAAUGGUCUUCGUAAGGUUUAUCCGUACUAUUUUACAUUUACAACGUUUACCAAAGGCAGAUGGGUUGGUGAAAAAAUACUGGAAGUAUUUGCACGUGAAUUUCGUGCUCAUCCAGCUGAGGAAUAUGAAAGAUGCAUUCGUGCUGGUACACUUACAGUCAAUUAUCAAACUGUUGAUGUUGACUACAGAUUGCGUCACAAUGAUCUACUAGCAAAUAUUGUGCACAGACACGAGGUGCCAGUCACCUCGGAGCCGAUCACGGUGAUACACAUGGACGAGGAUGUCGUCGUUGUCAACAAGCCCGCCUCCAUCCCUGUACAUCCUUGCGGUCGUUAUCGUCACAAUACUGUGGUUUUUAUACUGGCUAAAGAGUAUAAUUUAAAAAAUUUACGAACAAUUCAUAGAUUGGAUAGGUUGACUAGUGGAAUUUUGCUAUUUGGAAGAACACCAAAAAAAGCCAGACAAAUGGAGCAUCAAAUUAGAAAUCGUCAGGUCCAUAAACAAUAUGUAUGUCGUGUUGAAGGUGAAUUUCCAGAUGAAGAAAUAAUAUGUUCAGAAUCAAUCGAAGUUGUAUCAUAUAAAAUUGGAGUGUGUAAAGUAUCUGAAAAAGGUAAAGAUUGUUUAACUCGUUUUAAACGUUUAAGUUACAAUGGAAAGUCAUCAGUUGUACUAUGUAAACCUCAAACUGGUAGAAUGCAUCAAAUACGUGUACAUUUACAAUAUCUUGGUUAUCCAGUUAUAAAUGAUCCACUUUAUAAUCAUACUGUAUUUGGUCCAGAAAAAGGAAAAGGUGGUAAUAUUGGUAAAUCAGAUGAAGAACUUGUUAAAGAUUUAAUUGGUAUUCAUAAUGCUGAAAAUUGGCUUGGUAUGGAUGGUGAUUCAGAAAUGAGUUUAUUUAAACCAAAACUUGAUAUUGAAGAUAGAGAAUCAAAUGCAAGUACUGAUAAAGAUGCUGGUUCACCAUCAUCAACACCAGGUAUUAUUGAAGAUGAACAAUCAUCACAAUCAUCACAAUCACAAUCUCAACAACAACAAGUAUCAUCAGCACUUAAAGUAACUGUUGGUACACAAACUGGUAGUGAACCACUAGAUUCAAAUUUUACAAAUGACAAAGUAACUAUUGAUAAACAUUGUUAUGAAUGUAAAGUUAAAUAUCGUGAUCCAAAACCAUCUGAUCUUGUUAUGUAUCUUCAUGCUUGGAGAUACAGUGGACCUGGAUGGGAAUAUGAAACACCUUUACCUGUUUGGGCAGCAUCUGAUUGGGCUGAUGCUAAUGAUGAUCGAUAGUCAUCAAAUACAUCAUUGAUCUAUAAAAAAAUUAAUUUUUUUUUUUUUUUCAUUUUUUAACAAUAGAAAAGUAAUUUAAAGGAAAAAAAAAUCAUAAAAAAAUAAAUAAAAAAAAGGAAAAAAAAAAAGAAAACAAAUAAACAUGUACCUCCGUAUCCUUUUUUGAUAUCCUACCCCGUGCCUUCCAACUGUUUGCAGUAGUUUCAUUGAUAUUCGGAUUGAUCCAAUCAAAUAACUUGAGACAUUUGCAAAUUUUUGAAUAACAUAUUUGUGAAAAAUUAUAAAAAAUUGUAAAAACGCAGGCGCGGUGCUCUGUGAAUGCAACAGAUCAAGCCCUUGAAUAAUUAAAAUCAGCCACGUUUAUUGAACGUAUUAUAUAUAAAUAUACAUUUAUACAUAGUUGCUUUCGGUUAUUACAAUUAUUGUAUAGCCAAUCAUGUGUCUAAGCGUUGUUAUUAUUAUAUUUUUAUCAACUUAUUUCUUCUUGUUCUAUUUUUUAAAUCACAUUUAAUCAGCCACUCGUUGACAGCUUGCAAGUUGCUUCAUAUUAAUUAUUACUAUUGUUUUAACCUGGAUAUAUAUAUUUUUUUUUCUCAUAAAACUGCAAUGAACAUUAUAUCAAAAUAAAUGUUUUUAUAUAUUUUUUUUUUGUCGAACAAAUGUAUUGUAAAUUUUGUUCGCUUGUGAUACUAAUUAUACCGGGUCAAUUGAUAUAUCAAUGACAUUACAAAAUUAUUAAAAAUUAAAUUCAAUAAUAAUUAGCGCUUAAUGGUGCUUUAAUAAAAAAGAGAAAUAUAAAUGUUAAAAAAACAUUAUCAUCUUUGCGCAGUUUCAUAAUUAUAUUAAUUAAAACAAAAAAAAAGAUAUCAAAAAUAUUUUAUUGCGAUAGAUAAUUAUACAAAACACAAUUUCCUUUUGAUUUUGCAUUGUGCAUUGCUGAUAUAUAUAAAAUUAUUUUAAAUGAAAUGAAAUUAAAAAAAGGAUUGUUUAUGUAGUUAAUUUUUUUUAUACGUCAAUGAUAAUGUCAUGUGUGUUCAAGUAAAUUGUUCACACAGCAGGAAUCUUGUUAAAUGAAAAAAAUAAAAAUCCAAGAAUA
Messenger RNA from Aphidius gifuensis, 3732 nucleotides. Its product is annotated as RNA pseudouridylate synthase domain-containing protein 2-like. The transcript has 7 exons. Gene Ontology annotation, molecular function: pseudouridine synthase activity; RNA binding. Gene Ontology annotation, biological process: pseudouridine synthesis. Lineage: Eukaryota; Metazoa; Arthropoda; Insecta; Hymenoptera; Braconidae. The coding region runs from base 1008 to 2636 and encodes 542 amino acids. The record is from RefSeq and is a predicted model, not a curated record.